CCGCCGGCCCCUUGCUUCCUUCGCUUGCUUGCUUGCUUGCUUCCCGGCCCGCGGGGCAGCAUGAACACCAUCAAGAACGUGCCUGCCCGGGUGCUGAGUCGCCGCGGCGGCCACAGCCUGGAGGCGGAGCGGGAGCACUUCGACAAGAUCCAGGCGAUGAGCAUCAGCAAAGCCAUCAACACGCUGGAAGCACCGGUGAAGGAGAAGCACGCGCGCCGGAUUAUUCUGGGGACGCACCACGAGAAAGGCGCCUUCACGUUCUGGUCGUACGCCAUCGGCCUCCCCCUGCCCAGCAGCGCCAUCCUCAGCUGGAAGUUCUGCCACGUGGUCCACAAGGUCCUCCGUGACGGGCACCCAAACGUCCUUCAAGAUUGCCAGCGAUACCGCAGUAACAUCCGAGAAACCGGAGACCUCUGGGGCCACCUGCACGAUCGUUAUGGCCAGCUGGUGAACAUUUACACCAAACUUUUGCUCACCAAAAUCUCCUUCCACCUAAAGCAUCCUGAAUUCCCCCCAGGCCUGGAGGUGACGGAUGAGGUGCUAGAGAAGGCUGCCGGCACAGACGUGAAUAACAUCUUUCAGCUCACCGUUGAGAUGUUUGACUACAUGGAUUGUGAACUCAAAUUGUCAGAAUCCGUUUUCCGGCAGCUCAACACCUCCAUGGCCGUCUCCCAGAUGUCCGCCGUCCAGUGCCGCCUGGCGCCCCUCAUCCAGGUCAUCCAAGACUGCAGCCACCUGUACCAUUACACCGUCAAGCUGAUGUUCAAGCUCCAUUCCUGUCUGCCGGCCGACACGCUGCAAGGACACCGGGACCGCUUCCACGAGCAGUUCCGCAGCCUGAAAAGCUUUUUCAAAAGAGCGUCGGACAUGCUGUACUUCAAGCGGCUCAUCCAGAUCCCGCGGCUGCCCGAGAGCCCCCCGAACUUCCUGCGGGCCUCGGCCCUGGCGGAGCACGUCAAGCCCGUGGUGGUGAUUCCCGAGGAAGCCCCCGAGGACGAGGAGCCGGAGAACCUGAUCGAGAUCAGCGCGGCCCCCGCCACGGAGCAGCCGAUUGUGUCUGAUAUCUUUGAGCAGACCUUCGGACCCCCCAACGGCCUCCGAGACGACAGGGAUCUCCAAAUCGAGAACCUGAAGAAAGAGGUCGACCUGCUGCGAGGGGAGCUGGAGAAGAUGAAGCUGGAGGCCCAGCGGUACGUCGCCCAGCUGAAGGCUCAGCUGAACGGCCUGGAGGCCGAGGGGGAGGAGCAGCGCAAGCAGAAGCAGAAGGCCCUGGUGGACAACGAGCAGCUGCGGGACGAGCUGGAGCGCCUGCAGCGGGCCAAGCAGGAGGGGGACCGGAGCCGGGGGCUCUACCUGGAGGCCGAGAAGAAGGCCAGCGCCACGGAGACCCGCUACACCAAGCUGAAGGAGAAGCACAACGACUUGAUCAACACCCAUGCGGAGCUCCUGAGGAAGAACGCCGACACAGCCAAGCAGCUGACGGUCACCCAGCAGAGCCAGGAGGAGGUGGCCCGGGUCAAGGAGCAGCUGGCCUUCCAGAUGGAGCAGGCAAAGCGCCAGGCGGAGAUGAAGUUGGAAGACCAGGCCUUGCAGGUGGAGCAGGUGAGGGGAGAGCUGCAGUCCACGAAGGAGGAGCUGGCCCAGCUCCAGCAGUCACUCAGCCGGUCCAAGCAGGCUGGCUCCGAGCUCAGCGGCCAGCUGGAAGCCCUCCAGGCCGAGAAGGAGACGCUGCGGAAGGCGGUGGGCGAGAAGGAGUGUGAGCUGGUCUCCGCCCAGGGCCUGAUCCAGGAGAAGGAGCUGCUGCUGAGCCAGGAGGCGGAGAAGAGGGCCAAGGAGGUCCAGGCGCUGCAGGGGAAACUCUCCGAAAAGAGCCUGCGGGAGCAGAGCCUGCAGCAGAAGCUGGGGGAGGAGCCCUUCCGGGUGCUGCAAGGGACGGUGCAGGAGGCCGAGCGCAUCAUCCGGGACGCCGUGGCCAAGCUGGACGACCCCGUGCACCUGCGCUGCACCAGCUCGCCAGAUUACCUCAUCAACCGGGCCCAGGCCGCCCUGGAGUCCCUCAGCGCCCUGGAGAGCGGGCACGGCGGCUACCUGGCCAACCUGGCAGACGCCUCCGGCUUGGUCAGUGCUUUGGCCCCGUUUGCUCAUUUGACUGCAGACGCCAUCGUGAACGGCGGCGCCACGUCCCACCUCGCCCCCACGGACCACGCCGACAAAUUGACCGAAACUUGUCGGGCCUGUGGGCAGCGGAGCCUGGAGUACCUGAACAAGCUGAAAGACAAACAGACCCUCCGGCAGGCGGAUCCGGCAGACGUGCGGAAGAUGCUGCAGGGCCUUCUUCAGCUGGGACAGGAAUUGAGGCCCCAAAGUUUAGACAUCCGGCAAGAGGAGCUGGGCGACAUGGUGGACAAGGAGAUGGCCUCCACCUCAGCAGCGAUCGAAGACGCUGUCAGGAGGAUAGAGGAAAUGAUGAAUCAGGCCAGAAUGGAGACCUCUGGCGUUAAACUAGAAGUCAACGAAAGGAUCUUGAACUCCUGCACAGACUUGAUGAAGGCAAUCAGGCUGCUGGUGAUGACGUCUACAAAUUUGCAGAAGGAGAUUGUAGAAAGUGGAAGGGGGGCAGCAACUCCGCAGGAAUUCUACGCCAAGAACUCGCGCUGGACGGAAGGGCUCAUCUCGGCUUCCAAGGCGGUGGGGUGGGGAGCCACCCAGCUCGUGGAGUCGGCAGACAAAGUGGUCCUACAUACAGGCAAAUACGAGGAGCUGAUUGUGUGUUCGCACGAGAUCGCAGCCAGCACAGCUCAGCUGGUAGCUGCCUCCAAGGUGAAAGCGGAGAAGAGCAGCAGGAACCUGAGCAGGCUCCAAGAAUGCUCCCGCACCGUCAACGAGAAGGCCGCCAACGUCGUGGCUUCCACAAAGUCCGGCCAAGAGCAAGUUGAAGAGAAAGAUACCAUGGACUUUUCUGGGAUGUCACUGAUCAAGCUCAAGAAGGAAGAAAUGGAGUCACAGGUGAAGGUGCUGGAGUUGGAGAAGACGCUGGAGAACGAGCGGCUCCGUCUCGGAGAGCUGAGGAGGCAGCACUACGGCUUGGCUGGCGUCUAUGACGAGAACCCCGACGGGGGGAAGCCUGGCGUCACGCGGAAGCCACCGGGCCUCGCGAAGAAGCCGCCGGUGGCUCAGAAGCCAGCCCACCCACCCAGGCUGGAGCAGGAGGCAGCGCAGGAGGACGGCCUUUACCAGGCCCAGGUUGUCAACUUCUGAGCUGCGGGCAGCGGCUGACUCCGCACCACCGGGAGAGGAGCAGCAGCAGCAGGCGCCGUGGGAUCCGUGCCCGACCUCCCUGUACAGCUCCUGCCACCCGGAGGGAUUCAGGCCUACGCCAGUUGUUUUUCUGCCGUUAUGGUACAACGAAGAUUUCUGGUGGAGGGCGAAGACGCUGUAAGGCAGCGUUUGCCUCUCCGAGGGAGGGGGGGGCGCUCAGGAAGCCCCCCAAAGUAUAUAGACAUUCCUCUUAAACAAUGUCUGUGUUUUAAACGGACACUGACUGGAUAAAUCCCAGGUUGCCUUGGAUCUGGCGUUGCCUUGAGGGUUCUCUUGCCCUGCCCCGGGAAGGCUUUGCCUCACCUCGAAUGCUGGAACGGAUGGGCUGCAGCGGCCCAAGGGGAGGCGGACGGGGCGGGGGCUGAGCGGUAGACCUCACCUUGCCGUCUUCAGUUAUUUCUAAGCAAUAGGAAUCUUUUUUUGGGGGGGGGGGUUGAGGGAAGUGGUGGUGUACCUAUUACUGUACUACAGAGAUCUUUUUAAAGAAAUGUGAAAUUAGUUGUUUUUUAAAGUCGGCUGCUUGGGUUCGCUUUGAGGUGUUUGUGUUGCAGGUGGAAAAGGGUAAAUCUCUCCUAGGAUGAAAACUCUCAGAGGAAAAGAUCUUUUAGACUGACAGUUUUAUAUAUGUAUUAAAAUGGAACAGGAUUUAUAUACACUGAAAAAAACUACACUGGUUUUAAAAAAGCCUACAAAUCUCAUUUUAGGAGUAAAAUGCAAAAGACAGCCAACCAACUCAUUUCGGGAUUACUGUUGAAAUAGCUAUAGUACCGUGCGUUUAAUUUUGGGAAUAUUAGCAAUUUAUAGGAAAGGGAAUAGGGAUGGGGACGCUUAAGAACCAAACCCUAUGAUUUAAGAGGACAAGUUAGCUCAUUAAAAUGAUUCUGAAACGUU
Molecule: messenger RNA, 4209 nt
Organism: Elgaria multicarinata webbii
Lineage: Eukaryota; Metazoa; Chordata; Lepidosauria; Squamata; Anguidae
Gene: HIP1R
Product: huntingtin interacting protein 1 related
Exons: 32
Coding region: 61-3258 (1065 amino acids)
Biological process (GO): endocytosis; clathrin coat assembly; actin filament organization
Cellular component (GO): clathrin-coated vesicle; actin cortical patch
Molecular function (GO): phosphatidylinositol-3,5-bisphosphate binding; phosphatidylinositol-3,4-bisphosphate binding; clathrin light chain binding
Source: RefSeq, a predicted model, not a curated record